GCUGCGUUUCAGACUCAGCGAGAGGAUCAUGGCGGAUGGCCCCAGGUGUAAGCGCAGAAAACAGGCCAACCCGAAGAGGAGCAGCGUGACAGACUUCAACAAUGGCUUGGAGGCCAGUUCGGACUCGGACGACGAGGACAAGCUACACAUUGUGGAGGAGGAGAGCCUGCAGGAGCCGGAGGCCGCCGCUGCUGCUGCCGCCACCGCCACCGCCGCCAUCAAGGUCGAGGUGACCACGCCACAGGACAGCCAUGACGCCACCGCAACAGUAUUACCCCCCAACGGCUCCUGGAAAGAAGUGAAGGAGGAGUAUGUGUCCGAGGAGGAGGAAGAGGAGGCAGUGAAGGAUGCACUAGUGGAGGAGAUCCUCCAGCAGGGAGACACAGCCGUCAUCUAUCCUGAAGCCCCCGAUGACGAGCAGAGUCCGGUGGAGACAGGAGGCGCCGAUGAAAACGGCACCCCCGACUCCUUCUCCGCGUUGCACACUUGCCCGUACUGCUCCCGGGGCUACAAGCGCAACGCCUCGCUGAAGGAGCACAUCAAGUAUCGCCACGAGACCAGUGAGGACAACUACAGCUGCUCCCACUGCAGCUACACCUUCACCUACCGCUCGCAGCUGGAGAGGCACAUGAGCCACCACAGAGGCACCAGGGAUCAUCGUCACGUUACCCAGUGUGCAGGAGGAACAGGUGGUCCGCGCAAGUUCAAGUGCACCGAAUGUUUCAAGGCCUUCAAAUACAAGCACCACCUGAAGGAGCAUCUGCGCAUUCACAGCGGUGAGAAACCUUACGAAUGCUCCAACUGCAAGAAGCGCUUCUCCCACUCCGGCUCCUACAGCUCCCACAUCAGCAGUAAGAAGUGUGUUGGCUCCGCCCUCGGGUUCCCCAAUGGCGCCACCCGGACGUUGAUCAAACCCGCCCCCCCCACCGCCCAGACCACACCCGUUGUGAUCGCCCCGGCCCGCAUUAUCCUGAAAGAGAAGACCGAGAGCAAGCCCCUCCAGGAGCAGCUGCCCAUCACCCAGAUCAAGUCCGAGCCCGUGGAGUACUCGUGUAAGCCCGUGAUGGCGGCGCCGGCUACUUCGGCCGGUACCAACGGCGUGGUGAACGGGGGGGUCUCUGGGACGGCCACGGCUCCAGCUACAUCCAUUCCUCAGGGUGUGGCUAUGGUGGUGCCGACGGUGGGCCUGAUGUCGCCCAUCAGCAUCAACCUGAGCGAUUUGCAGAACGUCCUGAAGGUGGCGCUGGACGGAAACGUGCUCCGUCAGGUGCUGGGCACGGCCAACGGGGUGGUGACGCAGGGGAAGCACGGAAUUGUGGUCCAGCAGUCGCAGCAGCAGAUCAUCAGCCUCCCGGCGUUUGUGGAUCACGACGGCAACACAAAGAUCAUCAUAAACUACAGCAUCACCCCGGCAGCCGGCACCACCGCCACCACCCAGCCGUUUGUAAUCAAGAACAAUCCCCCUCUCACUGUGACCAGCACCGCCGCGGCCCCUUCCCCCUCCGUCACCGGUAAGGCCUCCACCCCCCAGGCGGCCGAUCUCUCACUCGUGAAGACGGAGCCGGAGGAUUCGGUGCCCGUCUCAGACGAGGCGGCCUCCCGGACAGAAAUGGACGAUUCCGAGACUUCAGACUUUGCUCAGUUGCCAAAAGCCAACAGCACCAGUUCAUGUUUACUAUGUGAGGAGUGUCCCGACAACCUGGAGGCGCUGCACCUCCUCCAGCACCGCAAGGCCGCCAACGGGGAGGCCGUGGACUCGGCCGCCCUGGACCCCUCGUUCGCUGCUCUGCUGAACGAGGCGGGGGUGACGCUGGAGGAGCCGCCGGUGGAAGACAUCGUCUCCCUCCUCAAGACCCACUUCGCCUCCAACGCCAACCCCAGAGACCGAGAGCUGACCAAGAUCUCAGAGGACGUCGAUAUUCCCCUGGACGUGGUCAGGAAGUGGUUUGCCAAAAUGAAAAAACUGGGCAAAAGCUGCGGUAACACUAAAGCAGCGGUUUCCAACCGGACUCGGACCAGAAGCUCCCUCUCAGCAGACACUAGGAACCAGAGCGGAGAGGGAGAGGACGAGGCCCAGACACGUUCUCGAAGCACUUCUCCUUCAGACUCCACAUCACAAAGCCUCAGCAGCGGGGGCCUGGUCAUCGUUAAGAGCGAACCAGAGGACCCCGAGUACCCGGACUCUCAGGCUCAGCCCCUGGACCUGUCGCUUCCCAAACACAUCGAGGCGGCGGCAGCAGCAGCAGCAGGGACAAUCAGCAUCAGCAAGCCUCCGACCAAACAGGAGCAGCCGCUGAACCUGACCUGCCUGAGGAAGGAGCAGCUCGCCGGCCGCACCAUCUACGUCACCACGGCUCAGAGCGGGAACCCGGUGAACAUCGUGUCUGCGGCGCAGCUGCCCACGCUGGUGGCCAUCGCCGGUCAGAGCACGGUGCGGUGCAUCAGUGCCAUCAACACCACGACCAAGAGAACCAUCCUCAUCCCCCAGCUCACCUACACCUACGCCACUACGCCCGGGAACGCCUCCGGGGCAAAGACCGUCGUGCUCAACGGACACAAGGAGGAGAAACGUUUGGACAGCAGCUCGGACGGCUUGUCCGCGGUGGAGGAGUCCACAGACCUGGAGUCAGCCGGGAAGAAGCGGCGGAUGGAGAACGGCGUCUACCCGUGUGACCUCUGCUCCAAGGUCUUCCAGAAGGGCAGCUCCCUGCUCAGGCACAAAUACGAACACACAGGAAAGCGGCCUCAUGAGUGCACCAUCUGCAAGAAGGCCUUCAAACACAAGCACCACCUGAUCGAGCACACGCGGCUGCACUCGGGGGAGAAGCCCUACGAGUGCGACAAGUGCGGCAAGCGGUUCUCCCACUCGGGCUCCUACUCCCAGCACAUGAACCACCGCUACUCCUACUGCAAGAAGGACGGGUCCCCCCCCGGCCCUCACCCGCUGCUGAGCAAGGGCCACUCGGAGCUCGGCAGCCCCGGCACCGGGCCGCAGUCGGACAGCCGGACCACCACCCCGCCCUCCCAACUGGACUCAGACGAGCGGGAGAGCGAGGAGGACGAGGAGGAGGACGAAGACGACGAGGCCAUGUGCAUGGACGACAUCAGGGUCGUGCAGGUGGACGACGGCGACUGCGAGAUCUACGAGGGGAACUUCGAUGAUGAGGAGGAGGAGGAGGAGGAGGUGGUCGAUGAAGAGACUCUGAGGGAGGAAGAGGCGCUGAGACAAAAGGAGAAGGAGUUUGUGUGCGACGUGGUGGAGGUCGAGCUCGGGGACGAACACAUGGAGGAGGAACAGGAAGCUGCUGGGGGGGAAACGGAGGAGAUGGAAGACUGUGAAGCAAAUACGGACAAAAGCAUCAGGGAGGGGUCUGACGGCAUCGAACCCACGGAGGAAGGAGAGGUGGUGACAGACGCCAAAUAAAAAAAAGGAAGUGACUUCUCUUCGGGAUGUGUCGAUCAUUGAAGACGAGUUGAGACACACCCGUGACCUCGCCAUCAGAAGGACAGACUUGGCGGCUGCCUGAUUUUAAACGGUCCACCACUGUGUACAAAAACCCAGGUGUGCCUGAACUUGAACGAAAAACCUGAAAAAAUUAACAAAACAGUGACUUUUUUUUCCGUUUCUUGUGAAAAUUAACUAUCAGUGUUAAAUUGUUUAUAGAAGUACAGAUUUUAAAAAGGCGCAAAACUCACCCAUCAACUUGUUAGACUUGUUACUGAGACAUCCCAGGUCGUUCUGUCCGUCUGUCUGCUCUUAUUUGGGUCAGUGUUACUAAUCUUGUUCUUGUUUUGAAACGUUUUAACCUGUAAAGAUGAGAAAGAUUUCUAUACCUUUUUAUUGCCAAUGAAGUUUCCUAAAUCAGUAUUUUAUUGAGUUCUACGAACAAAAACCUGCACUACAGUAUUCCUGGUUUACCUAUGGAUACAUGCCUCAUGCAUUGUAUGCCCUUCAGUGUUAUAUAUGUUCACUAGCUGGCGGGAUGUCCAUCGUGUUAGUGUUAGUCUUUGCUAGCUAGCGUUUCGUUUGUUUUCAGUUUGACUGUUAGCCUUAAGGAAAACAAAGUAUUCAUGGGGGGGGGGGGGAUGGGGAGUCUCCGGGGUGAGAACAUGGCUUCUGAACGCCAUAACCAAAUUAGUCCUAUCAGGGAAGGUAGAGUCACAACCUCAACAGCCAGCAUCAGGCACCCGUGUUUCAUGACCCGGCGCGGCCCAGGCGGGUGGAGUCCAGGUGAGGACCCCCCCCCACCCACCUGCUCGGCUUUUACCCGUGGUUCCAAAACGCACGGACCCGAGCGUCUCCUUUUUUUUUUCGGGCUUCAGUUGUCAGUCAGUGUCUGUGUGUUGUGUUGUGUAUCCGUCAGACUGUCUGUGAAGGAGCAGGGCUCUUUCCUGCUCCACCCCAAUGCCUCCAGCCUUAUGCAAGACCUGUGUGCUGUUAAAAGUGCCAUUGAACAGUGUUAUCGUUUCCUCUUCUCACAUGUAGCCGGUGUUAAGUCCCUUCGUUACUUCAGCAAGACCCAUGUUAACUAAAGUUUGUCGACCUCGCACAGAACAACACACCCUGGUCACUGUCCUUUUUAAAAAGCAGCUCCUGUGAAAGUGAUGCAACGUGUGGAGGCCUUGAACACUAUCUGAACCGCACCUGAAGGGCGGCGACACGUUUAUGGUGGCAAGUAUUUUUUGUUUUUUUUGUUGUUGCUUUAUUAUCGGUGUAGUAUCGGUAUUAUUUUUGAUUAUUAACAAUUAAUAGUUUUGUUUGAAAAUGUGAGGAAAUAGUGGAAAAGUGCACGUUAUUAAAAUCCAAAGAUAAAAACUUUAUAAUGAUAUAAAACACAGGCGUGGAAAAGGUGGAGGUAAAAAUAACAAAAUAACUUAUCAAUAAAUUAUUAGAACUGGUUUUUCCAAUGUGAGUAGAAACAGAAGCAACUGUUUCACUCAUUAGAAAACAGGCAACACACAUUCUCCUAAAGUUGUGUUAGAAUAAAUCAGUUUUAAUUUUUUUAUUAUUAAUACCAUGAAUUAAAGUGAAAACAAUUCCUUUAUUGACAAUAACACAAAAUUCUGGUUUUGUCCAGAUCCCAGUUUCACGAAGAGAGUUUCAGUACCUCAAUCGCCAAUUAAUCAAUUAUCAAAACAUCUUAUCUGUUAGACUUGAUAAUGUGUUCAAACUAUUUUUUGUUGUUAUUGCGAAACAGAAUCAAAUAUCUCUAUAUAGUUUAAACUAAAGGAUUUUGAAUCAGAAAUAACCAGGGGUAACUGUUGGAAAUCAGAAACAGGCCCUGAUGAUCUCAUGUGAAUAAUGCAAUUUAAAGUUUUGCUAAGUGCUUCAUAAACAGACAAUGCUGUUGAUGCAGAUUGAAGCAUUUCCCUGAUCCUGCAUGAAGUUCACUCCACCACGUCGACUCUAACUUUAAGGUUUAAAGUUUAAAGUUUUCCUCGUGUGACGUGCACUUGUUCUCAGCAGAGUUUAAGAUGAAGUUGUUUCCGAGCUGCCGCACACUUCAGGUGACAAACGUUAGCGAAUGUGGUGUAGUGUUUUCACCUGGUUUUACCGAACAGUAUUUUGUUUUGAGUCUGUUUGGUUCAUAUUUCUGUCCAUUACCCCCCCACCACAACCACCACCAAUGGCAGUAUUAGAACCCUCUUCACAGAACUAUACCUGUUUAGUUCCUAGCAGACCUUUUUAUAUUUAUGUCUCUUAUUUUUAUUUUUUCUGUCAUGCUUAUUUAUUACACAUUGUAGUGUACAUUACUGUAGUUUGAAUUGAUACAAUAAUAUAUUUUAGUAUGAAAAAUAAUCUCACGACAAACUAAAAUUCCCCAAAAAAAAUGUAGUUCCGGGAGCUGAAGUUUGUUUUAACAAAAUCGUUAAAAAAAAUUAAAAUCAAAUAAAAAUAACAUGUAUUCUGUAAACAUCUGUUUUAAGCUGAAAAAUGAAAAAAGACAGGAAUGAGAAAUAGAAUCUGUUACAUGUGCAUCCGCUCGCUGCGUCGUUUUGAAGCUACUGAAUCCUGAACCUCUGUGAUUUUAAAAGCAUGAGUCCUCGCUGUUUUAAUGAAGGGUCUUGAUAUGAAGACGUCGCUCCUCACCUUUUUGUUUUGUUUUUAUUUGGAAGCCAAACCUAGACUCCCCCCCCCCCCAAUGUUUUCUGUUCUGUGCCAACUCGCUCCAUCGUCCUGUCGAAGGCUGCAUAUUGUUUGUCCUCUACUCGCCCUUUGUAAAUCCACUGUCUCUUUUUUUGUAUUGUUUGUACUUUAGUUUUGCUCCAUUUUUAUGACUCCCCAUCACAAUAAAAUAUAAGAAAGCA
Molecule: messenger RNA, 6309 nt
Organism: Platichthys flesus (European flounder)
Lineage: Eukaryota; Metazoa; Chordata; Actinopteri; Pleuronectiformes; Pleuronectidae
Product: zinc finger E-box-binding homeobox 1-like
Exons: 8
Coding region: 29-3424 (1131 amino acids)
Biological process (GO): anatomical structure development; regulation of transcription by RNA polymerase II
Molecular function (GO): DNA-binding transcription factor activity, RNA polymerase II-specific; RNA polymerase II cis-regulatory region sequence-specific DNA binding
Source: RefSeq, a predicted model, not a curated record